Molecule: messenger RNA, 8626 nt
Organism: Periophthalmus magnuspinnatus
Lineage: Eukaryota; Metazoa; Chordata; Actinopteri; Gobiiformes; Gobiidae
Gene: kmt5c
Product: lysine methyltransferase 5C
Exons: 9
Coding region: 346-6933 (2195 amino acids)
Cellular component (GO): nucleus
Molecular function (GO): protein binding; histone H4K20 methyltransferase activity
Source: RefSeq, a predicted model, not a curated record
GAGCCUUGUGCAAAGCUAACUUGCGCGAUGUUUCGUCUUUAACAUCUGGUAUACACAUGAAUGCGCGUCUCUUCUGCAGGAUUAUGCGUUUUUCCGCGUGAUCCGACAUCUCUGGUGGUUGCAAAUUGACGCAUUCCUGAGUUGUUUUGGAGGGAGAGGAGCCUCCAUUUUCCUGGGCUGGCUGCUGCAGCAACACGGCGGGAAGGCUAGCUGGGUAUGCGGCUAGGCUAACCCCUCUACAAGGCGAAGAAAACCACAGCGAGCGGGGGGGCUUGCGGGUACUGUCCCUUUGACGAUACUUUUGUUGACUGCAAAAUACUCCCAGCAUGCUGAUGGUGGGAGGCGAUGGACUGCUGCACUAGAAUGAGUGUGAGGGAGCUGUGUGAGACGGAUGACCUGGCCACCAGCCUGGUGUUGGACCCACUCCUGGGCUUCAGCACCCACAAGAUGAACAUCAGCCCCCCUCCUGAGGUGCGGCGAUGGGGGAACUUGAAGGAGACUCUGCUGAGGUUCCAGAGGACGCGGGACUUCGACGCCACGUUUGAGGCUCUGACCGAUGGCGAACUGGCCGGGACCUUUUUCAACGCUUUGGGCUCGCACCGGCAAGAACUGCUCCGGCAGCAUGUGUACCGUUACCUGAGCGCCUUUCUGUUGGACAGCGGAGUGAAGCUGGAGUCAUGUGAUCGAUACUCCUCCGAGACCAACGGGGCCAAGAUCACCGCCACGAGACACUGGUUUGUGGGGGAGCGCGUGGAGGUGCUGCUGGGCUGUAUCGCAGAACUGAGUCCCUCUGACAGUGCAGUGCUUCGGGCUGGCGUAAACGACUUCAGCGUGAUGUACUCCACACGGAAACGCUGCGCUCAGCUGUGGCUCGGCCCGGCGGCGUUCAUUAACCACGACUGCAAGCCAAACUGCAAGUUCGUCCCUAGUGAGAAGAACGUGGCGUGUGUCGAAGUCGUCCGCCCAAUCGCGCCCGGCGAAGAGAUCACAUGCUACUACGGGGCCAGCUUUUUUGGCGAAGGCAACGAGAUGUGUGAAUGCUGCACCUGUGAACGGAACGGAGAAGGUUAUUUCAAGCAGAAAGGAAAGAAGCCCGACUCAGAGGAGACAAAAGAUUCACAGAAAUAUCGACUGAGAGAGCGAUACCUUCACAAACAUCGAGAAAAAGGACAUUUGAAUCGUCAGAUCACUCCUGGAGCACACACAGCCAUCCCCUCCAGAAACUCCUUCACGCAGCAGAUGAGAAGAAAUGCUCUGAAAAACCGACAGCUGGCGAAGCGGUGGCGACAUCGACGAUCACCAAAACGUCUCUUGAACAAAAACAAACCAUCUGGACUUAAGCGCGUCAAAAAUCUACCACUUUUGUCCGAAGUGACACUACGAGAGGUACAAGUCCGAAUCCGGCGCCACUCUGUAGAUUUCCUAUUGAGCUGUAAGGACCCGAAAAGCAAAGAGCGUGCUUUGCUUCUGCAGCUGGAAGAAAUUAAACCAAAAGAGAAGACGUCACAUCAAAAACAAAACGGUUCUUCGGAGAUAAACUUAAAACCAUUUGGCCUGAAAUCCUCCAUCGCGCCACGCAAAAGUGGGCAACAAUUUCAAAACACAAGCAUUAAGAAGAAGUGCGUAAAAGUGCCAGAUAGACGAGUAAUUCAUUUGAGGACCUCUUCAAGGACAAGGAGCAAAGAAAGUCAGGCUAUUUCUGAUAACAACAAGGAUAAUAAAAAGUCUACGGAGCUAGCAAACAACACCUGCAGUGCAAUCAAACCAGAAGACGCUAUGAAGCAAUCAGCUGAAGAUGUUAAGAAAGUAACUGUAGAAGAGACUACUACAAAGGACACGACGCUACACCGAGCUAUUCCUAUCAAAACAACUUCCACACCCAAGUCGACCCCAGCCAAGGAAGUCAAAAAGGUUGCGAAAAAGACCAAGGACAAUCCACAGCAUGCGUUCAAGCAAUAUCUCACUAUAAGUCUCACGAGAGUAACAAUCCCGCAAGAAAAAGUUGACGUUAAGGAGAUUAGAAAGCAAGUUUGCAGGAGAACCAAGGGCCCAAAAAGCGUGCAACUGCUAAAGGCCCAGAAAAGAGAGGAAAUGGAAUUAGAAGUGUUGCAAAAGCAGAAAGACGCCUUUUUAGGGACCGCAGAGGGUAGAACGGGGGUUAAAGAAAUGCUGUUCAAAGCUGGUGAUAAAGUCAGUGUGCAAGAUGCUACUCAUACGGUGGAUAUGUCUACGAAGGAAAGCGUAAAAUCUUUACAGAAGCAGAAACCAGAGAAGAGAACGUUGAGGCAGAAGCAAGUAGAUGUCAGUGUAGAACCAGCAGAGGGCAGCACUGGAGUUAAAGAGAUGCUUUUUAAGACUGGUGAUAAGGUUAGUGUGCAAGAUGCAAAGAGUGACAGUGUAGCUGCAGCUUCCAAGAAAAACAUGCGUGAAAGCGUGAAAACUGUACAAAACAUGGAAAAACUAAAGCUGGAAAGACCUGAAAAACGGUCACUACGGCAACAGAAGCAGCUAAGUGCCAGCGUAGAAACAACUGAAGUAACAGCUGGAGUUAAAGAAAUGCCGUCUAAAGCUAGUGAUAAAGUCAGUGUACAAGAUACGAGUAAUGCUGAUAAUGCUGAUUUGACUUCUAGAGAAAGUUUGAAAAAUGUGCCAGAAAAGAGGACUUUGAGAAAAAAACAGGUAGGUGCCAGUGUAGAGACUGCAAAAGCGGGUACAGGGAUUAAAGAAAACAUCGCUAAAGUUGACGAUAAGGCCAGCGUACAAGAGUCAAGUAAUAAUGUUGACGAUUUAAAUUGCAGGAAAACAGGUAAAAUUGUCCAAAAACCAGAGAAGAGAGCAUUGAGAUGUACGCAGAAACAGGUAGGAGCCAGUGUAGAUGCAGCAGAUGGCAACACAGGUGUGAAAGAGAUGCUAUUUAAAACUGGUGAUAAGGUGAGUGUACAGGAUAAGAGUAAUGAUGGUGACGACUCGACUUGCAGGGAGAUUUCCGUGAAAGAAAAAGUAGAGAAUAAACAGGAAGAGAAGCAAGCAGAGGAACAGGCAAAACAAGACCAGCCAAAAGACGUAAGCAGGGUUGAAAUGAAAGAAACUGAAGCGAAAUCGACGCAAAAUUAUACAAGAAUUCAGAAAGCGAAGAGGUCUAGUGGUAGGAUUUUUACUUCCAAAGAGGAACUGGCGAGUACAAGCAAAGAACUCAAGGAAGAUGAUUGUCUCACUAUGAAAUACGCUAAAGUUAUCUUGUUGGACAUUUUGAAAACUGACAAAGCAAAAUUGGAGCAGGUUUUGCAGAAAGAUGUAGUGGAAGUUGCGCAAACUAUAUUCACAAGUAAUGAAGUAACACAACAAGGUAUUAAACAUAGAAAAGUCAUGUCUAGAGCUGCUAGGUUGCGAGCUGAAGCCAAUAUUAGGGCCAGACGACGCAAUGGAAAAAACAUUGAUACUAAUACCAACGCUGAAUUAAUUGGGGAAAAUGCACAGCUUGGGAAUGAUAUUUGUGAUAAGCAACCAGCAAAAUGCCUAAACAGCCUACCUCACAAAAUGGUUUCAACAAAAGCUAAUUUACAAUCACACAUACAGUCAAAUAUACCUCUGAAAAAGCGUACAUUUCAUAGCGCCGUGGAUGAAGCUGAACUAGAAACGGGGGCUGUAGAAGUUGCUAAAGAAGCUGGAGAUUUUAGCGCAUCUGGGGUGAAAGUUGGCACAAAAUUGGGUCCAAAAGACGGUAAAUUGAGACGGUUAAGGAAAGAUAAGAAGAAAUUGGCCAAUAAGAAAAAGUCUAGAUCCAAUACUAUGAAGAGAGUGCUUAGGCCAAGAGCCAACCAGCCGCCACAAAGUCCGGUAUUGGCUUCCCGAGAAAGAAAAUGCAAAUUAGGGAAAAAGAUUUAUGUUGUAGACGGGGACGAGGAUGUUAUAGACGACACACAGGAUGCUAAAAAUGAUAAUGGCGAUAACAAUAUGGUCCUAAGAAGAAACGUAAAAGCAGAGACGGAGUUUGUGCCUCUUGAUCAGAGCGAGUUUGAUGAGACAAAAGCAGGAACUAAUUUCAAAAUCCGCUUCAAAAGACGCAGGGGAAAACUUUGGGAGAUGGAAAACUCCGGGUUUGAUAAUCUCGUGUUAAAGAAAGAAAAGAGAGACGAGGCUGCAGAUUGCGAUCCAUUUAAAGCCAUCAUGGAUUCUGUAUCAAUUUUGAAUAUGGAAAUGGAAGCUGCGAGGGCCCAUGUGCAUGCCAGCUUAAAAUCAAAGAACAGAUUGCACCGGUUGAAAAAAAGAGGUGAGAGACGAACUGUCAGUCUACCCGCCGAUGUAAACUUGGACAGUAAGAACGUGCCAGGGGAUAAGAAGGAAGCGGUUGAAACAGGAGUUAAAGUGUACCCAGAAAAGACAGAAAUUACUGUGGUGAAAGAACCUAAAAUUGAAGAUAGGUUUUCUCAGCCUUGUUGUAUGUUUGAGCUAAAGCAAGAGCUAAAAGAUGCCAACGGACAUCUGCUACCUGUGCUAAAACUGCGUCGGCGGACAGAAGAUAUAUGGGUGGUUGACGAUGAUGUAGAGAAAGAAACUAAAGCGGAACCACAAAAUAUAAUAGAAACAAAGGCGCCCGCUGUGGUUAAACAAAAAAGAAAUUUGUUGGAUAGCCUCAAGAAAGAUGACACACCAAAUAAAAUAACUACACUUUUGAAGACCGAACCGACGUCUUCUCUGGCAUUGUCACUAGCGCCGCUCAGCAUAGCUUCACAGCAUCCUCCAAAUGAGAAUAUUAAAAACAACACAGAGAGGCCGGAGGUGGGCAGUGGAGGAAGGAAGCAAAGGCACAAAAUGGAGAGACCUCGCAAGUGUGGGCCCGCAGCUGACCCUCCUCCCACCAGCUCCGCGGCCAGCCAAGCCAACACUUGCCUUAGUCACACUCUCCAGCAAAUCGACAAUAGUCUAUCCCGGUUGUCGGAAGGCUUGUGUUCAUCCCAAACUUUGGAAAAAACUAGCCAACAACCGCAGCAACCGCCAUGUACAAGCGCUCCGAGUUCAGUUAUCCAACCGCCAUCGCAGUUCCCACCAUUCACAACUGCAGACAACAUGCUUUCCGGAGAACCAAACUUCACCAACUGCUGUGACGAUAUACUCGAUUUUCAGUGUUUGAAUUUUGAAGGCUACUACCAACCCCAAAAUAUUCUCCCAUCUUCUCCAUCUGAUCUGUGUUCAUUGGAUCCGCCUACCGAUCCGUUUAGCAGCCCUCUUUCACAUAGCCCUACAGAGGCAUGGACGACUGAAACGCCAUAUUUAGGACCGCCAAGCCCGAGUAAUAACUUCGCCAGUGAAGAUUUUUUCCCCGGUCUCAUCCCAUCUUCCAAAAACGAAUCGGUUCCAAUUGAUUGUGAAGCAAAAGACAGUGCUAAAGAUAAGCUUCCAAUCAAUACAGGAUUUAAUUUCAACGCACCCAGUAGCUCCGAUAUGAUUGCAAAAGAUAGGAUUAUUACAAAAACUCCAAUAGUCCGAUCGCUCGCAAAGGAAGAGCCCAAAUCACAGCCAUAUUCUGUUGUAAAUAAGCCACGUCUUCUCCCACCCUCAUCUUCAAUUUCAUCACAAAGUCCUGUAAAUUUGUCUCAAUCAGCUCUGAACCUGAAACCCAUCACUAGCCAUUCUAAACUGCACACUAGUAGUAGCAGUAGUGGUACUAGUAGCAGUAGCAGCAGUAGUAGUACUCUUAAAAACCAAGGAACAUUUCAUCGCCCAAGCAUUCCUAGUAAGUCCUCCCAAUCUUACUCAUCAAGUCACAUCAAUACAGUUAAGGAGCAGACUACAAUACCCAAAAUACAGAACUCGCCUAUCGCAAAUAAGCUUCUCUCACCUCAGUUAUUUAACUUGAAAAAUAACAACAACUCUUCUGACAAUGUUUUUAACUUCCACGAAAAGACUUCUUCUGUCAUUCAAAGGGUGCUUAAGUUCCAAGGGGGCAAUACGACGCAGGAUUUGUAUAGCAGCGCUCCGCCGAGAGAGACGCCAUCUUCCAGCUCAAAAGUUCAUUUAAAAUCAAACGAAAAAAGCCAGCAACAUAAAGUUUCAGCAAGCAGCCAUCAUAAAACAAGCACCGCCCAACAGUUUGCGACCUCAAAAGACACAUCGUCUCAUAGCGCUUCCUCUUCCAGUCGAUCCAACGUGCAAUUCACCAAACCUAGCACGUCCUUCCCUCUGCCCAAAACUAAAACUCCAACUGAAAAACAAGAAAGCUUCGAAGCUAACUUGUACAAAAACUUCUCAGCGCUACCUAGACCAUUUUUCUUUCCGAGCAAAAUGACAGAAAGCUACAUGAUGAGUCAACAGGAAAAGGCCAUGAAGCAGGAAAAAUCCGGCUUGUCAAACGCAGAUAAACAUCAACUUGGUUUUACCCAGCAAGACCCAUUUGAUUUUAGCUUUGGUUCAACUCUGUCAUCGCCAAUGCCUCAGCACAGCAGCCCGCAAAUCAUUCAAAGCACUCCUCCGGGUACGCCAGUCCCUACAAGCAAAGCCCAACCAGCUCUGUCAUUCCCGUAUGGAUACCAAGCAUUGCCGAAUAUUUUAAGCUUCACAGGUGACCACUCGCUAACUUUGGGUCUCCGAGAUGGUCCAGAAGGUUACCCAGGACUUGGCGGCGCGAACUACACCUAUCACUGUCUCAUGGAGCCUUCAGGGACCCAAGGGCGGCUAGUUUUGGAGCCGUGCGGACCGCAGCUAACCAAUCCGGCUUCCUUUUCUUUGGGUGGGUUUGCAGGACUUAAAACACAAGAGGAACAUUGCAGAAAGGACUUGCAGCAGCAGUGUCAGCCUAAUGAGCAACAACAGCAUAGCGCAUCUCAUUACGGCACGGUCCCAAGUUCGCACUCAAUGGGGUCCAACAAGCCCAAAAGAGUGAGGCUAGUGGUGACCGAUGGGACCGUAGACCUGGACUUGCAGUAUUCAGACUAAUAUAAUAAAUUAUGUGUUUCUUUGUAAGUUUUCGGACAUAUUAUGAUACCUACACACUGUCGUCAAGCGAGAAUUGUCUCCGUGUUGGCAACGUCUUCUCUCACUGGCUAAAGAAUCAAAUUUUAAAAGGUCUAUAUGAAAAGUGCAAGCAAAUGGUUUCAAGUCUGUAGUACCCGGCCACCAGCCAAACAACCAACCAAAACUGUAAAAAUAGUUCUUACUAAUAGUGUGUAGUUAUUAUAAUGUUUUGCCCUUAUUCAAACUUGUUAAGUCUAAUUACAAUUGAGAAUUUUCUUAGCAUAGUGUACAAAGUAUUCAUGUUUUCACUAAUGUUGUGGGAAAAUUUUUACAAUUUACACAAAAAAAUAAAUGUAUAAAAUGCAUUGAAUACACUAUUUGACAAGGGUUGAAAUGCCCCCAAACUGUUGUACUGUAAUAUAGUUGCAAAUUGAUUUUGUUUUUCUAUACAAUGUAUGGACGUAGAGAUUUAGGCUUAAAAGGCAGUUUUGUGCCUAUGUAUUUGAUAAAUGUUCUUGUGAUUUUUCAAGGCAACUAUUUAUCACUAAUUAUUCCCUUUUGUAAAUGGUCCUAGGGUGAGCGGUGCACGUGGAGUCUCUUAAAGGGACAGUACAGUUUUUUUCCCUUGUAUUAAUAUGGUAUUCUGCCGAGAUGAAUGGGGGAACUGUCCAAGGUACUAUACUUUUUUAAAUGGAUAUUUUGUACUUCUCAGACAUAGCAGACCAAGUCUAUUAGUUUUGGGGUUUUUUUCUAAUCAAAGAAUUGUUUAGUUUUAUUUUUAUUGGGUAUUUGGCCUCUAAAUACUAAAGGAUUCUAUGAUUAUGUAGGCUACCAGUGCCCCUCAGAUUACAUUCAGGAUGUACAAAAAACUUGCUUUUUAUGAUCUAAUUUGAGGUAAAAACUGUACUAUCCUUUUACACUCAUCAUGGUUUGGUCAAAUAUUCUGCUACAUUUAACUAAAAAGUACCUAAUGUUGCAUUAAGGAAAGGUGCAUGUGUAAGUUCUGUAUAAAGUAUACACAUAGUUAUAUAUAAAUAUAUAUAUAUAUGGUUGGGUAAUUCAGUACUACAUGUGAGCGUGGCAUUAGCUGCAGUGGAUAAAUGAAUGGGAGCCAAUGCAAUAUGUUUUCUUCUCUAGCUAAAGCAUCAACAUGGGACAUGCGACAUACCCAGUAGUUACAUAUUAUAUACGUCAAACAUGACAAUCUCUGACUGAGUGAGCCCUGCUUAUUUGUACAUUUAACAGGUUUGUGAAUAUUAUGGACUGAAUUUGGGUCUUCAUCACCUGCACAGUUACUUCUUUUGGUGUUGUUGGAGUUACAUUGUUUAUAUUGAAUCUAGAGUUAUAUGUUGUGAGUUUUGCAGAAAAAAACAGCCUUGCUUCCCACAUCGACUUGUACUGUCUUAAAAUUAUUUAUUUGAAUAAUAUUGUCAUUUUCAAAAUGGUGCUUUAUUGUAAUUUAUAUUUCACAUUGAUUGUGCAUAUAAGACAUCCUUGUUUUUGUAUUUAAUCCAAUAGAAAAUGAACUGCAGAUUUGACAUAUAUUUAAGUUCAAUACAACUGUUUCUGUUUUUAAAAAGCAAAAUGUGUUAUUAUAAAUUGGCAGUUAUUGAGAAUCUGCUGUAGAAAUGUACAAUUGUAGUCUAUAUCAUUAAAGACAUUUAAUUCUUUUGGU